Messenger RNA from Procambarus clarkii (red swamp crayfish), 7697 nucleotides. The record is from RefSeq and is a predicted model, not a curated record. NCBI's taxonomy places the organism in Eukaryota, Metazoa, Arthropoda, Malacostraca, Decapoda, Cambaridae.
GGUGAGCGAGGCGGAACCCUCGCCAGAUAGCCAUUUGUGCUGGGAGUGAGCGGGGCGUCGGGCCAACUGCUGGAUUAAUUUGCUAUUGGAAGUGAUCAAAAGGUGCUCAGUGUGUGGCCAAUAAUGAAGGGAAGUGUGCAUUGUGUGUAGAGAUGCGAGUUAUGUAGGAAAACACGUAGCGUUACAGAUAAUUUUUUUAAGUUUGUCUACAUCAAAAUGGCUCAGUCUGUGAACUGUAGCUUGGAUGACAUCGACCUCAAUGCUUUGAAGGUACUCGCACAGUUAUGCUUGCAGGGGUUGAGCCCGGAACCUCAAGACUACAAAUCCGAAGCGCUGUCCACCCAGCUGUCAGGCGCCCCUAACACAUCAUGAUCUUUGUCUGGAAAUUAUUAGAUUAGCUAUAAGUCUGGCUAUUGAAAUAAUUCCUUAAGAGACCAGUAUGCAUGAUUUAAUGUGCAAAAUAGCCCCCAUAAAAGUAGAUCCAAUCCACCAAAAUAAUAAAACCUAUACAUUAUAUGCCCUCUAUCUUGGAUGGAGUGUACAAAAUAUGGUCUUGUAACCAAAACCGUUAGUGUUUAAUACUGUUGGGAUAAUAAAAUGUAUAACAAAAGUGGAACAAAGUAACCAUGAAACUAUCCUGAUCUGUUCUAGGCCUAACAUACACAGUCUUGCUUAGUACAUACAAUGUUCCAUACUGAGCCUAAAAAUUUAAUGGGCCAUUUUUCUCUGGCUCGCUACAAAAUGAAUACUGUACAGUACUACCUCUCAUAAGCACUGUGAUUGUUUUUUUUUAUGACAGUUAUAGUAAUAUGCUUCCAGUAGUGAAAAAUCCAGUUUUUUAAGUUUAUGUUCAUACUGUAAUAUAGGUGGGAUAAGUAAUGAUCAAGGGGGGUCAAUGAAAAAUGAGAGGAGUUAAAAUAUAUUCAUUUGGCAAGAUCUGAAUGCCAAAGACCUUCAGCCAGCAAAGUCUUGGCAUCUGGCAGUCAAAAUUUAAUUUUCUAAGUCUUUGUACAGUAGUUUUAGGGUUAGGUUAGGUUGAUUAAACUGCUAAUAGGCACACUUUUUAUUUAUAUUUUCAUGCAAAAUAUAUAUACCUGUAUACAGUACUGUAUUAUCCUUCAGUUCGAAUGUGUGUUAUACAUUUCUCAUUGGCAACAUAUAAUACUGUACUGUAUUCUAAUCUGAGGGUGAACAAAACAGCUUUGAACUCCAUCAAGGAUCCUGCUGGAAUCUUCGAUUUAAUUGAGGUGGUUGGCAAUGGAACCUACGGCCAGGUGUACAAGGGCCGGCACACCAAGACUGGUCAGCUGGCAGCCAUCAAGGUCAUGGAUGUCACAGAGGAUGAAGAGGAAGAAAUCAAACUAGAGAUUAACGUCCUAAAAAAGUUUUCCCAUCACCGAAACAUCGCGACAUAUUAUGGUGCCUUCAUCAAGAAAUCCCCUCCAGGGAAAGAUGAUCAGCUGUGGCUUGUGAUGGAAUACUGUGGGGCUGGCUCCGUUACCGACCUUGUUAAAUCUCUUAACAUGUGUGACACUGUUUUCACAGCCACCAAGGGCCAGAGUUUAAAAGAAGAAUGGAUAGCAUAUAUUUCUCGGGAAAUUCUGCGUGGUUUGUCUCAUCUACAUGCAAGUAAAGUCAUCCAUAGGGACAUAAAAGGCCAAAAUGUCCUUCUUACAGAUAAUGCCGAAGUUAAAUUAGUUGAUUUUGGUGUUAGUGCCCAGUUGGACAGGACUAUAGGAAGACGGAAUACAUUUAUUGGCACUCCAUAUUGGAUGGCCCCUGAAGUUAUUGCCUGUGAUGAAAACCCCGAAGCAACGUAUGACAACCGUAGUGACCUAUGGAGUUUAGGUAUUACAGCCCUAGAAAUGGCAGAGUCCCAACCUCCAUUGUGUGAUAUGCACCCUAUGCGUGCACUGUUCCUAAUCCCUCGUAAUCCUCCUCCCCGUUUCAAGAAUGGUAAAAAGUGGAGUAAGAAGUUUCACUCUUUCAUUGACAGUGUUCUGGUCAAAGAUUAUCAUCAGAGAACGUAUACGGACCAGCUCUUGAAACAUCCAUUUAUUCGGGACCAGCCUACAGAGAGACAAGUUCGUAUUCAACUAAAAGAUCACAUAGACAGAUGCAAGAAGCACAAACAAAAAGCGGACAGACAAGAAACCUUCAGUUACAGUGGGUCAGACAAUGAAGAGGAGGAAACAACGCAAGCUGGAGAACCCUCUUCUAUUAUCCAGGCACCAGCAGGUGAUACACUUAGACGGAAUUUUAUGCAAAUUCAGGAACACCAACGUAAUGGUGGGAAAAAAGAUAAAGAAGAAAUCCCAGAACCUGGUCCUCCAGCACGACCAGCUCUUCCAUUACGAUUGCUUGGCCAGGAGCAGCCUCCUCCUCAACGACCUCUUCCUCCACCACCACAAGCACGAGAGCAUCACCAACCUGCACCACACAAGCCAGCCACACCACCUCAGCAUCAUCCUAGGGACCACCGUGAGCAUCGCGACCAUCGAGAACACAGGGAGCAUAGAGAUCAGAGGGAGCAGCGUAAUUCUCCCAUGGUAAAGCAACCGCAGUCUUCCCAAGUACAGGCUAGAAAACCAGAGCCUCACCCUCGAAGGUUGGAGGACUUGGACGUGCUUGCUCAACACCUGAAUGAGCUCGGAUCUGUUGCUAAUGACAGAGACAGAGAUCGAGAAAGAGAGAGAAGUGAAAGAGAACGUGCAGAAAGAACUGAACGAGAAAGAGCGGAACGAGCUGAAAGAGACCGGGAACGUGAAAGGGCAGAAAGAGACCGUGAGAGGGAACGUGAGAGAGAACGAGAACGCGAUAGAGAACGAGAUAGAGAACGGGAUAGAGAACGCGAGCGGGAACGAGAGAGGGAAAGGGAACGUGAACGGGAACGAGAAAGGGAACGAGAGCGACGAGAGCAAGAUAAGAGUCGUCAAAAUGGCGGAGGAAGUAAACACGAAUCUCCUGCACCGCCUGCUGUCAUAGAAGAAGAUUCCAGUGAUGAAGAUGAUGAAGGUCGUAUGAGAAACGAUGGAACCCUCUUAGCAUCUGAUCCACCGAAGCCACUGUUCGACUAUUCCACUUUCAGGCCUCCAGAGGGUGCCCUUCCACACACUGCGUUGCAAGGACCACCUCCGAACCGGCCACUUCCUCCAACCCCCGAUGACGAUGAAUCUGGUGAUCGCACAUUAAUUAUGCGCAGACAUCAGUCUGAUGCAGAGCAACAAGUGCAGCCAGCACAAGUGGAGAACAUAGAUAACAAUGUCAACAGUAACUAUGAUUAUCAACAGACACAAAACAGUGUAGAAAAUCGUGGUGGAUGCAGUACUGGUCCUAACAAUAAAGAUAAGGUAAAGCCAAGUUCAUCCAGGAGUGACAGUAAUCACGAACGAAGAUCGGGUAGAGACCUUGCCAAUGGCCAUGACAGUAGGCCAAUUCAGGACCCCAAACCAGCUCACCGAAAUUCACAUCAGCUAAUACAUCAAUCAAGCGAUGGUGAUUUAAGUCAACGAGCUCACCGCAGAAAUGAAUCCGACUCAAGAUUAGGGCUGUUACGAAGACAGCACACAGAUGUGGCACUUGCGCGUCGAUCUGAUGUCUAUCGUAGCAGUAAAGUGGAGUUAUCCUUUCCUUCUGCUAGCUCAGAGGUGACGGCUAGUAUGGCUGGUGAGCCUGUUCUUACAGAUUUCAUGGCUAUGAUAGGAGAUGAACAUCAACGAGCAUCAGAUGACAGUGGACAUAGAGAAUUACGUCGUCAGGUGUCUCUGGAUGGAGACCUGCAUGCGGUUGGCUCUGUUGGAGGCACUGGUCGGGAUCAAGUCAGGUACGAGUGGAACCAAAGACGAGAAAAGACAGAUGUGGAUCUACGUCGGGCUGAACUGCGCAAUGAGUUGGAGCAGCGGCGUGUGACUCCCCAGGGGGUGCGUGGCCGUGACAGCGUGAGCAGUCUACAGCAAGGGCCAACCCACCAGCAACAGGACCGUUCUCGUGGUGCAGAGCCCUCGUCUGGGACGAGCACCCCAGGUUCACGCACUUCUUCUGUUCUUCCUGAUCUCCUACCACAGGCAUCCAACAGUCCCAAUGGAUCCCGCCAUGACAAGUCCACUAGCGAGGAGUAUCGACAAGCAGUAGGUAAGGGUACUCCUCCUCAACUUCAGAUUAAACAGAGGUCGUUCAUGACGUUCGGCUUUGGUGCAGGGGGAACAGAACCACCACGACGAGAAUCACACAUUAGUAUCAACGUUGCACCAACAUCACACGAGGUCAACGAUACCCCGGAAAUUAGGAAGUACAAGAAGAGGUUCAACUCGGAAAUUCUCUGUGCAUCAUUAUGGGGUGUUAACCUAUUAAUUGGUACCGAGACUGGAUUGAUGCUGUUGGAUCGGUCGGGCGUCGGCAAAGUGUAUCAACUAAUCUCUAGGCGACGAUUUCAACAAAUGGAAGUACUCUCUGACCAAAAUAUAUUGGUGACUAUAUCCGGAAAGAAAAAUCGUGUUCGAGUCUAUUAUCUCUCUUGGCUCAAGUCCAAAAUUCUCCGAACAGAUGCUCAACAAGUUGAACGGCGGAAUGGUUGGAUCAAUGUUGGGGAUCUCCAUGGUGCAGUACACUUCAAAAUUGUGAAGUAUGAGCGAAUUAAGUUCCUGGUGAUUGCUCUGCGUGAUUCAAUUGAGAUAUACGCCUGGGCACCUAAACCCUACCACAAAUUUAUGGCAUUUAAGAGUUUUGGUGAGUUGGUUCAGAAGCCAUGCUUGGUGGAUCUAACUGUGGAGGAAGGGUCACGUCUCAAGGUGGUCUAUGGCUCCAACCAGGGAUUCCAUGCAGUAGAUGUCGACUCGGGACAGGUCUACGACAUCUAUCUUCCCAAACAUAUCCAAGGUAACAUCACUCCACACACAAUAGUCACACUGCCUAACAGCAACGGUCUUCAGCUGCUCAUCUGUUAUGACAAUGAGGGUGUUUAUGUAAACACUUAUGGAAAGGUAACCAAGAAUAUGAUGUUACAAUGGGGAGAAAUGCCAACAUCUGUAGCAUUCAUUGGCACUGGCCAGAUAAUGGGAUGGGGCAACAAGGCUAUUGAAAUUCGUUCAGUGGAGACAGGCCACUUGGAUGGAGUCUUCAUGCACAAAAAAGCACAAAAACUAAAGUUUCUCUGUGAGCGAAAUGACAAGGUGUUCUUUUCAUCAGCUAAAGGCGGAUCUUCGUGCCAAAUUUACUUUAUGACGCUCAACAAACCUGGCAUGGCUAACUGGUAAAAGAAGAAACCAGUAUGUCCAUGUUACUAAUAUCUCAUCACCAAAGGAUAGUCUUCCUUGGCUACUCAAAAGCUGAACAUCUGCGGAAUAACUGCUACAGUAUGCUGUUAAGAGAGUACUGUGAAAAUAAGUACUUGUCUGAGGACUAGAGUGGUUAUUCACCUUUACCAGUUUGAAGAAUAGACAUCUUGCCAAUUAAAUGCCCAAUACAAAACUUGCUGAUAUGGAGAGGCUGCCCUGGACUCUGUAGUUAAAUAUUAAGGGCUGUGUACAGAGACCAAGUGGUUGGCCAACACAGUCAUUCGGAACCAUUUUUUGUUAUUCAGUUGUAGGGUGGUGAAGCUUGUUGUGCUUUACUGUUGGGCCAAAGUGUGUUGUUGUUUGGAAGGUUCACCUGACUUUGCAACACAAAUUUAUUAAUGUAAAAUUCUUUAAUAGCGAUUGGACAUUUAGUAUGUUAAAUAUUGAUUGAAUUGACAAAGUUUAGGAGAAAUUGUUGAUUUUUAUAGGAAGAUCUUGCAACUCAGUGGUACUUGCUCAAUUGAGAUCUGUAAUUUUUGUUUAUUUGUAUAAGUAAUAAAUUAUAUAUCUAGAACUAAACAAAUAUUUAGGAAUGUAAUCAGUGCAGACAAAAUUGUUAUUGAAAAAUUAGUGACAAGAGUUAAAAAUUGAACUUAGAAAAACCAUGCAAGAUAUCCAUAUUUUAUACAUGUUAGGAUAGUAUAUACGGUAACAUCCUGGGUUGCCUCCCUGCACAAAAGCAGGAUGAAAGUGUGAUGGUGUACAGGGAUGUGUAUGCAUGUAUGUAUGAUGUAGGGCUGGGGUUUGACGGAGCUGCUGUUGAGAAUGAGGAUGGAGCAUCAUAGCUGGUUAGAGUGCACACUGGGUAAUUUUUUUUUUUAUAUUUAAAUCCCCCCACCUUUGUUUGAAUCAUUUACAUCAUUAUCAAAAGCUCAUAUUUGGACAAGUCUCCUAUCACACUUGCUGGAUCAAUAUCAAGAGUGUGUAUAGAUCCAGAAUAACAUUCAUCUGCCCAACAGGUAUCCUUGCACCUUACCCAGCAAACGAUAAACCACCCCUCUGUUUUUAAGUUGUAUAUGGGCCAGUGCCUUUUGGAUGUGCAAACAUUGAAAGGUUUGCCAUUUCAAAUUACCCAAAAGGAAAUCUAAGAGUUACUGUAUGUGCAGUUUGUGCACCCGUUGAGACCUACAUACUUAAACUAAGGACUGAUGGUAUUAUCAUGUCAUUCAUUUGUCAUUCCAUUUUUAAUAGACAUAAUGCAAAUGUACAUCAUGGAACUGCAUUCCUGUUAUAGGUUGUACAGUGUAUAUGUGCUUUUAAAUGAAGCCAAAGUAUGAAGGUUUUAGCUAGUGGAGAAGCUAUUCUUUCUUAUCCUCUAACCAAUAAGUAAAGUGAAAUAUGCAAUAUAGGUGUAAAAAUCUAUUCUUAUGGUGCUCUCUCAACAUCCAAAGCAGUAGUGUGUAUUAAGAGAAUGAGGAAUUGUUUGGUCAAGGGGCAGCAGAGGAAGGUUUGCUUCUGAUAGUGGCUCCUAUUAAAUGUUAAUCAGCGACUACAAAUAAUCCAUUCAUCAGGUAUUCAAAGUGUCAUACAGUACCAAGUCUAGAGAUAUUGUGACAACUACAGUGAUCCUGACCAGUGUCCCUCCCAUUACAAUUCUACAGUUUGUGCUGUGGUACUUUAGCAUACAUUUUGCUUAUUUGCCAAUUGAAUGAGUACUUUCAGCUUCAAAAUCAAAAAUAUUCCAUGUAAACACUUAAAAUAUUUUGUACAAUGGAUUUAGAAGUUAGAAAUAUAAAACAAAAUUAAAUAGUCAUAUGACUGUAGAAUUCAGCAUUGUAUUGUGAAAUACAUACGUAUGAAGGUUAGAAAUGCAGAAAAUGUAUACUGCAAGAACUAAAAUUACAUGGAAGUACAUAUCAUCUCAAUCUGGAUGCUAGCUUGGCUCUGGUAAAAGUGCCACUUUAUAAAGGAUAUGACUGAUCUCCACAAUUACUUUUUUUAAUAAUCCCUCUAAUGGGGAAGACAAGGUCAUUGGAAGAAUCCACUUUAAGAUAUUUCUAGUGCAAGCCAAUGAAUGCUGCUGCUGCCCUCUCCCCACUUUCAUGCUCUUUAUAUCAGUAGCUAAAGUCAUUUUAUACUUUAGAAAUAUCAAAGCCUUUGUAUUAUGAGUGUUAAUAGUAAGUUCUUUUCUAACUUAUGCAUCUAAUGCACCAUUGUGCAUUUACUGGGAAUCUUGUGAAUAUAUUGAACCUUUCCUAUUUAAUUUGUUUAUUUUAUAAUACUCCCAUGGUAAUCUUUAAAAACUGUAUAUACUUUUCAUUAUUUGUAUAAGAUUAUACAGAUCAAAAGGCAUUCAUUAUAUUUAACUGAGCUGACAGCCAUCAUUUACAAUAUGCACAUGAAUUUCAAUAAAAUUCAUCAGAA